AUGGCGAUCGCACACAACCAGCAGAUCCCCCACAACCAAGAGCGACGACGACAUAUCGAGAACACCACAACUGACAAACACGAAACAGACUUCCGCAAGGAUUGGCAGCGCCGGGUCCGGACGCACUUCGACCAGGCCGGCAAGAAGCACAGCCGCCGUGUCGCCCGUCAGGCCAAGGCUGCUAAGGUUGCUCCCCGUCCCGUCGACAGACUCCGCCCCGUCGUCCGAUGCCCUACGAUCAAGUACAACCGCAAGCUCCGUGAGGGCCGCGGUUUCACCCUGGCUGAGCUCAAGGCUGCUGGCAUCCCCCGCCUCUACGCUCCCACCAUCGGCAUUGCCGUCGAUGGCCGCCGCCAGAACCUGAGCGAGGAGUCCCUCGCCGCCAACGUUGCCCGCCUCAAGGCCUACAAGGAGCGCCUCGUUGUCUUCCCCCGCCGCUCCAACAAGCCCAAGCAGGGUGACUCCAAGGUCGAUCUCUCCAAGACCGAGACCAUCACCAACAUCUCCGCCGCCCUCCCCAUCGAGAAGGUCGCCUCCGGCUUCUCCGAGAUCGCCAAGUCCGACGUCCCCAAGGCUGCCGAGGGCGGUGCCUACCGCACUCUCCGCCUCGCCAGAGCCGAGGCCCGCAACCAGGGCAAGAAGGAGAAGCGUGCCCGCGAUGCCGCCGAGGCCGAGGCUGCCAAGAAAUAA
This is a messenger RNA of Colletotrichum truncatum, 690 nucleotides long. The record is from RefSeq and is a predicted model, not a curated record. NCBI's taxonomy places the organism in Eukaryota, Fungi, Ascomycota, Sordariomycetes, Glomerellales, Glomerellaceae.